AUGAAUUUUAAUGAAAAUACAGAAGAAAAGAUUCCUCAAACAGUAAUAUUAACAGAAGAAGUUAAUUUAGGAUUUGGUGUAUGUAAAUGUAUCGAAUUUCUUAAAACACAUGGAGGGGUAGAUGAUGGAAUAAAAGAAGAUGAUGAGAUUGAUCUUGAUAGAGUGGAUGAUUUAGGACGAACCAUCAAACCAUUAGAACAAUACAGAAUGAUGUGUCACAGGUUUCAUGGAAAAAAUCCAAGCAAAAAUAAAAUCAAAAGAACAAAUAAGUUAAGAGCACAAGACAUUCUAAAAUUAAGAAUGUCAUUCCAAGACACUCCAUUAGGAAUGAUUAACACUGCUAAAAAACUUAUGAUAGAACAACAUAAACCAUUUCUUGAUGUCAAAUUAGAAAAAAAAUAA
This is a messenger RNA of Entamoeba dispar SAW760, 402 nucleotides long. RefSeq lists its product as uncharacterized. The record is from RefSeq and is a predicted model, not a curated record. Lineage: Eukaryota; Evosea; Mastigamoebida; Endamoebidae. Gene Ontology annotation, biological process: maturation of 5S rRNA; mRNA cis splicing, via spliceosome. Gene Ontology annotation, cellular component: U4/U6 x U5 tri-snRNP complex. The transcript has a single exon. The coding region runs from base 1 to 402 and encodes 133 amino acids.